GCGGAACGACAAAUUAUUUGAACAAAGCAAUUGAAGUGUGAAGUUCUCGGAGUAUCUACUCAGCAAUUCUUCUUGUGUUUUACGGAGUAAAUUUAUUUAUUAAACGUGAAACAUGUCUAUGCUGCCAUACAUUUUCAACGACUGGCCGUACAGGCCCAGCCGUUUGCUGGAUCAAGAAUUUGGAUUGGCUCUAACACCAAACGAUCUUCUCGCCGUUACUACACCCAUGGUUUCUAGAGAUUACUACAGACCUUGGAGACAGCUAGCUGCUGCAGCUCGCGACAUCGGCUCCAGCAUCAAAUCCGAUAAAGACAAAUUUCAGCUCAACUUGGACGUGCAGCAUUUCGCCCCUGAAGAAAUUACAGUUAAAACGGCUGAUGGCUUCAUCAUUGUGGAAGGGAAACAUGAAGAGAAGAAGGAUGAGCACGGAUAUAUCUCCAGACAGUUUGUUCGGAGGUACGCUCUGCCCAAAGAAUGUAAUAUGGAGGCUGUGGAGUCCAGGUUGUCUUCGGAUGGCGUAUUGACCGUCACUGCACCGAAACAAACAUCAGCAUUGAAAAACGAAAAAAGUAUUCCAAUUCAACAAACUGGUCCUGUAAGAAAGGAAAUUAAAGACGGUAUGGAGGAGACAGGCAAGAAAGAACAAAGUUAAAUCAAGUAUAGAAAUUUCCGAUUUUUAUUUUAUAGGUAUUGUAAAAAGACUGUAUAGCAUUUUCUGUUUUUUCUCGAAAUCUUUAUAUGUGUAAUUGUUUCUGAUAAAGUUUAGAAAUAAAUCGAUUUGUUUAUUA
This is a messenger RNA of Leptidea sinapis, 788 nucleotides long. RefSeq names its product protein lethal(2)essential for life-like. The transcript has a single exon. Bases 113 to 652 code for a protein of 179 amino acids. NCBI's taxonomy places the organism in Eukaryota, Metazoa, Arthropoda, Insecta, Lepidoptera, Pieridae. Gene Ontology annotation, molecular function: protein folding chaperone; structural constituent of eye lens. The record is from RefSeq and is a predicted model, not a curated record. Gene Ontology annotation, biological process: response to heat; protein refolding.